This is a messenger RNA of Pomacea canaliculata, 14069 nucleotides long. RefSeq names its product dynein heavy chain 7, axonemal-like. Gene Ontology annotation, molecular function: dynein light intermediate chain binding; calcium ion binding; dynein intermediate chain binding. Gene Ontology annotation, biological process: microtubule-based movement. Gene Ontology annotation, cellular component: dynein complex. NCBI's taxonomy places the organism in Eukaryota, Metazoa, Mollusca, Gastropoda, Architaenioglossa, Ampullariidae. The record is from RefSeq and is a predicted model, not a curated record.
AGCAACGGAUCUCAUAGCGCCGCCAUCUCGUUGCUGGCGGACGCCAAUGCUGGUGUAGUAGACUUGCCACUUGUGCACAUCUUUUGCACCUUAAUUAUAUCCUUUUUAAGGGAUUCAUCCAUACAUCGCCUUAAAAACAAACAAAAAACUGGACUGCUAAAUUGAAUGGCGAAUGUAAAGCAGCUGACUCCCCGAGCAGGGGGAGGAGGCAGCAAAGGAAAGGGUACAGAUGACCCCAUACGAUUCCUGCCAGUCCUUCCACUGAAACGCAGUAAACCUGAAUGGCAUGACAACCCUCCAUCUUUCAUUCUUUCCACCAAAUCAGAAGAUGAGCAGCAAGGCGCCAUUGACCUUGUCCGAGAAUUGACAGCACGGGAUUCACCUCAGCGCAAAAAACCAUCUCGUUUGAAGCCCAUGGAAGGGACAUCUCAACAGAGUGGAACUGUGGAUUCCAGUAAACAACCUAAGAAAGACAGGGAAAACUUUCGUAAAGCUCUUGUGGACAUAAUCCUACAAGAUGACACAUCAUUACCACAGCCUGCACCUAUAGCAGAAAAUGGGGAACUUCCAAGCACAGCUAGGGUAGGAUCCCCAACACCUGCUGAAAAAGACAUUCUGCGCUACUACUACUAUAUCCAUAAUGGAAUCGAUACAGAGCAUGUGGCGCCCAUGGAAGACUACUGGCUUGACAAUGUGCUUUCUCUUAUUUCAAAUGACCUCAAGAAUGGCCGCACGGAGACCAUUGAAAACUUGUCUGAUGAGAUGCGAGAGGAUUAUCUUCUUAGUGUCAAGAAAGCCAUUGUUGACUUUGUACUGAAAGAUCCACGACAACCAGAAGAUGAGAAGAAAGAGAAGCCAUUACCUCAUCGAGAGGAGAUGGCUGUGGUUCCCAAACCAUGGCAUCAGUCCUUCAUGACUGCAUUUGAAGCCAUUGCAUACAAUCUUCACAACACCAAUCCUUGCAUGAUGCAGGUUCUCAGCCUGUGGCAUACUUCCUUCAGCGGUCUGCGUUUUAUUGAUAUCGAAGAAUUUCAUAACCGUACUGACUCCAUGGAACUGAAGAGUGCUCAACAGACAUUCAUUCGCCACAUUGAAGCUGCUAAAGAACGGCUGCUGAAAAAGUGGUUCCCUGAAGUUCAAACCAUCUUUUAUCAAGGGAACAAACGCAAGCAGGUGCCCAGCAACCAGGAUCAGGCCAAGCUAGAAUCCUUCUUCAACUGUGCAGCCACUCUCAUGACAGAUAACUUGCAGCAGCUAACCCUCAACUCAAUCAAAGACUACACAGACCUGCUUUGUCAGCCCCCACUGUCAACAAGGGCUUUUGAGCAUCCAGGUUUCAUACAGCGUUUGAUUUUGGAGGAUACUCAGAUCAAAUUUGAACCAACAUUUGAAGACUUUGAAGCUGUUUUGCUCAAUACCUUCGACUGCAUAGUGAAGGCGUCUACAGUUGUUCCCAGGGUGGAAACUAAACUCUACUCAGAAUGGCAUGGCGACAAAGCAAAAAUGUAUUUGAAGCCUGUCAUAUUAGAGAGUAUCCUGGUGACCCACAUGAGGAAGGUGUCUGACAUCAUCAAGAAAGAGAGUGCUGGCCCCAUAGAGUACUGCAAAGUCUUUGACAGAUAUUCAUUCCUCAUCAACAAACAGGCUGAUGCAGAUGUAGACCGUUUCAUCACAGAAGAAACUCACACAUUUUCAGAAUAUUGCAAUGAAGUCAAGAAGUACCAGAAUCUUUAUGAAGAAAUAUUGUACAGCUCUCAGAAGGUGAGUAGGCUGGGGAUGUUUGAGCUACACUGUCAGGACCUGGUUCAUCAGCUGAGUAGGCGAGCAGAGAACCAGCGCAACAAGCUGAUGACCAAGAUGUGCAAGGAUCAUCAGGAAGAGAACAAGCAACUUUGUGAUGACUAUGAAGCCAUUGCUGAGAAAGCGUUGACCACACCUUCCAACACAGAAGAGCUGAUGAGCUUGAAAACAUUCAUUGAAAAAGUGGAGUCAGACACUAUCUUCUUGAUGGAGAAGCGUCUCAUGGCUUCCAGGGAACGAUUGAGCUUCUUGUCAGAUUUUUCCAGCUUUUCACCUGCUGAGAUUCGUCUAAAUGCACAGGUCUUUAUGUGGCAUGGGCGAAUGGCAGCUGUCUUUGAGGAACACAAGCUUAUCAUAUCAGAGAAAAAAGCACAAUUCGAAGAAGGGCUCAAGCUUCGGCGUGAACGCUUUGUGGAGGAACUUGAAAGCUAUAGCAAGCAGGUGGAAGAGUUCCACAACCUUGGAGAGAUGGCUGAGAUCAGUCGCUAUCUCAAAAAGUCACAGAUGCUGGACGCUAAGCUUCAGGCUGCUGCUGAAAAGAUUGAAGCCUUCAAUAGUGAGGAAGAGGCCUUUGGCUGGGAAGUAACAAACUAUCCUCAGCGUAUGGCUGUCAUUGGUAUUCUAAAGCCCUAUCUCAAUCUGUAUGAGGUCACUGUCGACUUCAACAACAAGUACAAAGCAUGGAUGGAAGGACCAAUGAGCAAUGUCAACCCAGAUCAAGUGGACCAGGAUGUUGGGAACCUCUGGCGUUUACUGUACAAGCUGGAAAAAGGUUUCGAGGGUGUUGCUGCUCCAAAGAAGAUUGCAGCUAAGGUCAAAGCUAAGGUUGAGGAGUUCAAAGAGCACUUACCACUGGUGCAAACCCUUUUCAAUCCUGGUCUUAGAGACCGCCAUUGGGAAAAGAUUUCUGAAAUUGUUGGCUUCCCAGUUAAGCCAGAUGAAACUUCAUGCCUGAGCAAGUUUGUUGACAUGAACCUUGAACCUUACAUUGUAAAAUUUGAGGGCAUCUCUGAAGCUGCCAGCAAAGAAUAUGGGUUAGAGAAGGCUUUGGAGAACAUGAAGAAAGAAUGGGCACCAAUGGAGUUCACCAUUAUCCCCUACCGAGAGACAGGCACAUCGAUCCUAUCUUCGAUUGAUGACAUUCAGCAGCUGCUAGAUGACCACAUUGUCAAAACACAAACCAUGCGAGGCUCUCCCUUUAUUCAGCCCUUUGAGGCCGAGAUGAAGGAUUGGGAGACAAAGUUGAUGACGCUACAAGACAUCCUGGAUGAGUGGCUAAAGGUACAGGCCACCUGGCUGUACCUAGAACCAAUCUUCUCUUCUCCGGACAUCAUGGCUCAGAUGCCUGAGGAAGGACGAAGGUUCACCACAGUUGACAAAAACUGGCGUGACAUAAUUAAAUCUUCACUUCUUGAUAAGCACGUGCUGGCUGUACUCAACAUAGACAAGAUCCUAGAACGCUUGAGGAAGUCCAAUGAACUUCUUGAGUUGAUCCAGAAGGGUUUGAAUGAAUACCUGGAAAAGAAGCGUCUCUACUUCCCCCGCUUUUUCUUUCUGUCUAACGAUGAGCUGCUGGAGAUCUUGUCUGAGACAAAGGAUCCGACCAGAGUGCAGCCACACUUAAAGAAGUGCUUUGAAGGCAUUGCCAAGCUGGAGUUUACUGACGUGCUUGACAUAACACACAUGAAGAGCAGUGAAGGAGAGGUUGUGCUGCUGCGUGAUGUCAUCUCCACAUCGAAAGCUCGUGGGCAAGUGGAGAAAUGGCUUCUGGAGCUUGAGGGUGAUAUGAUUGCAUCUCUCCACAAGGUGAUUGGUGAAGCUAUAGCAGCUUAUGAUUCCACACCUCGAGGGCAGUGGGUACGUCAGUGGCCUGGUCAGGCAGUCCUUUGUGUUGGUCAACAGUUUUGGACAACCUAUGUUCACAAAGCCAUCAGGGAAGGUCUUAAAGCCAUGAACGCUUACCUUGAUACCAACAACAAACAAAUUGAUGAAAUUGUAGGCCUUGUGCGAGGAAAACUGUCCAAGCAGAAUCGAGUCACCCUCCAGGCAUUAAUUGUUCUAGAUGUUCAUGCUCGUGAUGUUUUGGCACAGUUGACCAAAGACAAGGUGGAAUCGGAGCUUGACUUCAAAUGGCUGUCACAGCUGCGUUACUAUUGGGAGGAGGAAAACAUGGUCACUCGCAUGAUCAACUCCAUGCUCAAGUAUGGCUAUGAAUACCUGGGCAACAGUGGUCGCCUUGUCAUCACCCCACUCACAGACAGGUGCUACAGAACCCUUUUUGGAGCUCUGCAUCUACAUCUUGGAGGUGCUCCAGAGGGGCCAGCAGGAACAGGCAAGACAGAGACAACUAAAGAUCUGGCCAAAGCUGUUGCAAAGCAGUGUGUUGUCUUCAACUGCUCUGAUGGUCUAGACUAUAUUGCCCUUGGGAAGUUUUUUAAGGGGCUGGCAUCGUGUGGUGCCUGGUCAUGCUUUGAUGAGUUCAAUCGCAUCGACCUUGAGGUGCUUUCUGUGGUGGCACAACAGAUUCUUACCAUUCAGAGAGGUAUCAAUUCUGGAGCAGAAACACUGUUGUUUGAGGGCACAGAGAUUAAAUUGGAUCCAACCUGCUCAGUCUUCAUCACCAUGAAUCCAGGUUAUGCUGGUCGUUCAGAGCUGCCAGAUAAUCUAAAGGCACUUUUCCGCACAGUGGCUAUGAUGGUUCCUGACUAUGCCCUGAUUGCUGAAAUCUCUCUGUACUCUUGUGGCUUUGUACAAGCUCGCCCAUUGUCUGUGAAGAUUGUGGCUGUGUACAGAUUGUGCUCCGAACAGCUGUCUUCACAACACCACUAUGACUAUGGCAUGCGUGCUGUCAAGUCUGUACUUACAGCUGCAGGGCAAUUACAGCUAAAAUACCCAGAUGAGGACGAGAAUAUUUUGAUGUUGCGUUCAAUUAUUGAUGUCAACUUGCCAAAAUUUCUGAACCAUGACUUGCCACUGUUUGAUGGUAUCACAUCUGACUUAUUUCCUGGUAUCAAACUGCCUGAACCAGACUAUGAUAUCCUGAAUACAAAUGUCCGUAACAACUGUGAAAAAAUGAACCUGCAGUGUACCGACUUCUUCCUAGAGAAAAUCCAGCAGAUUUAUGAGAUGAUGAUUGUACGACAUGGCUUCAUGAUCACUGGGCUUCCUUUGGGUGGCAAAACCUCUGCCUACAAAACACUGGCAGGAGCUCUGGGAGACAUUGCUGAGCAGGGUCUGAUGGAGGAGAACAGGGUACAGAUUACUGUCAUCAACCCCAAGGCCAUCACAAUGGGGCAGCUGUAUGGUUGUUUUGAUCCUGUCUCCCAUGAGUGGUCUGAUGGUGUCCUUGCUGUCAGCUACAGAGCAUUUGCUGUGUCAAAUACACCAGAUCGCAAAUGGCUAAUUUUUGAUGGCCCUGUGGAUGCCAUCUGGAUCGAAAAUAUGAAUACAGUACUUGAUGACAAUAAGAAGCUGUGUCUGAUGAGUGGUGAGAUCAUUCAGUUGGCACCCACCACCAACCUCAUAUUUGAGCCUAUGGAUCUAGAGGCUGCCUCACCUGCCACGGUGUCACGAUGUGGCAUGAUCUAUAUGGAACCUCAGACACUGGGAUGGCGCCCUCUUGUCAAAUCCUGGAUGAACUUGAUGCCAAACACUGUAACAGAGACGUACCAAUCUGUCAUCACUGAACUGUUUGAACGAUUUGUUGACCCAAUGCUUUGUCUCGUACGCAGAUGCCUGAAGGAGUUGUCACCCACAACUGACUCCAACAUGGUGAGGUCCCUUAUGAAUUUGAUGGACUGCCUCAUGGAUGAAUUCCAGGAUGAAGCUAAAAUUGCACAACUGGAAGAGAGAGAAAUUAUUACUUGGCUGGAGAGCAUCUUCUUUUUUGCGCUCGCUUGGUCCUGUGGUGGGAGCACUGAUGAAAAUGGUCGUGUUAAGGUGGAUAUGUUGAUGAGAGAGCUGAUUAGUGGUGGCAUGAGUGAAGAGACUCGAGAAAUCAUCAACAUGGCAGAUCUGGUUGAGCCACCCAUGAAACCCUACCUAAACCCUAUACCUCCUAAAGGCAAAGUCUUUGAUUACAGAUUCGUCAAGGAGGGUUCAGGUCGUUGGGUCUCCUGGAAUGAGGAUAUCAAGGAAUCUCCUCCCAUUCCAAAAGAUGCCUCAUUCAAUGAGAUUAUUGUGCCGACUGUGGACACCACGCGCUACAUGUACCUCAUGAGCAUGCUGGUGCGUCAUGAGAAGCCAUGCCUCUUUGUUGGACCCACAGGCACAGGCAAAAGCUGUUACAUCAAUGAGUUCCUUCUGCACAAACUGGAUAAGAAUAUCUACAAACCCAACAUCAUAAACUUUUCUGCCCAAACCACAGCCACUCAGACUCAGAAUAUUAUCAUGUCCAAGCUGGACAAACGCCGCAAAGGAGUUUUUGGCCCUCCACUCAACAAGAAAGCUAUUGUCUUUGUAGAUGACCUAAACAUGCCUUUGCGUGAGACAUAUGGCGCUCAACCUCCAAUUGAACUGCUACGGCAGUGGUUAGAUCACUGGAACUGGUAUGAUCUGAAGGAUACUACACCAAUUAAGCUUGUUGAUCUGCAGUUUAUGGGAGCUAUGGGUCCACCUGGUGGAGGCCGUAACCCCAUUACACCUCGUUUCUUGCGUCACUUGAACACAGUCACCAUAAACGAAUUCAAUGAUGAAACCAUGAUGACCAUCUUCCGCAGUAUAAUGGAGUGGCACAUCUCAGCCAGGGGAUUCAGCAAUGAAUUCAAGCCAUGCGUGGACCAGGUUGUGCAGGGUACAUUGAGGGUCUACAAGGAGGCCAUGAAAAACUUGUUGCCCACCCCUGCCAAGUCUCACUAUCUCUUCAAUUUGCGAGACUUUUCCCGUGUGGUGCAAGGUGUACUUCUGUCCAUGCCAGAAACGAUGGAGGAUCCUGCUGCACUGAAGCGACUUUGGGUCCAUGAGGUUUUCCGUGUAUUCUAUGAUCGCCUGGUUGAUGAUGACGAUCGCAAGUGGUUGUUCAAUCAGUGUCGUGAAGUGAUCAAGGAGAACAUGCAGCAGAAUUUUGAUCAACUGUUUGCCCACCUAGACUCUGACAGUGAUGGAACUGUCACUGAGGAUGACAUCCGCAGCCUCAUUUACUGUGACUUUGCUGAUCCCAAGUCUGAUUCUAAGCUAUAUAUAGAAGUGCGUGACUUAGAUCAGCUGAGAGUGGUAGCAGAAGGCUACUUGGAAGAAUUCAACAAUAUCAGCAAGAAGCCUAUGAACCUUGUUCUCUUCAGGUUUGCAAUAGAGCAUGUGUCACGCAUUGCCCGCGUUAUCAAACAGCCCCGCAGCCAUGCUUUAUUGGUUGGCGUGGGCGGCUCUGGUCGUCAGUCACUGACACGCCUGGCUGCACACAUGGCUGACUAUGACCUUUUCCAGGUGGAGAUCACUAAGAGCUACACAACUAAUGAAUGGCGGGAGGAUCUGAAGCGAAUCCUCCGUAAAUCGACUGAGACAGAUAAUCAUGGUGUCUUUCUCUUCUCUGACACUCAGAUAAAACAAGAAUCCUUUCUAGAGGAUAUAAAUAAUCUGCUGAAUGCAGGUGAGGUACCCAACCUGUUUGCGAUUGAUGAAAAGCAAGAGAUCUGUGAGAAGAUGAGGGUGAUUGACAGACAAAGAGACAAGACCAAACAGACUGAUGGGUCACCAGUGGCUCUUUUCAACCUUUUUAUUUCCCGAGUCCGAGACCAACUUCAUGUUGUGCUGGCAAUGUCACCCAUUGGUGAUGCUUUCCGUAAUCGCCUGCGCAAGUUCCCAUCUAUGGUCAACUGCUGUACCAUUGACUGGUUCCAGUCUUGGCCAGAGGAUGCCCUCCAGGCUGUGGCCACACGCUUCUUGGAAGAGAUUGAGAUGUCUGAGGAUGAGCGUUCGGGAUGCAUCACCAUGUGCAAACACUUCCACACAUCAACACGCAUCCUCUCAGAACGUUUCCAUCUUGAGCUUGAACGUCACAACUACGUGACCCCAACAUCCUAUCUGGAGCUUAUUAACACCUUCAAAGUUCUCUUAGACAAGAAGAGAGAGGAAGUUUUAAAGCAGAAGAGGAGGUAUGAAGUGGGUCUAGAGAAGCUUGACUCUGCAGCUGGUCAGGUGGCUGUCAUGCAAAAAGAGUUGACAGACCUUCAACCUCAGCUGGUUAUUGCCUCUAAAGAAGUGUCUGAAAUCAUGGUUGUCAUUGAGAGAGACUCAAUAGAGGUUGCCAAAGUAGAAAAGGUGGUUAAAGCAGACGAAGCUGUGGCCAAUGAACAGGCCCGCGCUGCUCAGGCCAUCAAGAACGAGUGUGAUGCUGAUCUGUCGGAGGCUCCUGCUUUGAAUGCAGCUCUAUCUGCUCUGGACACUCUCACACCACAGGAUAUCACAGUAGUGAAGAGUAUGAAAAGCCCACCUGCUGGUGUACGACUGGUGAUGGAGGCUGUCUGUGUACUGAAAGGUGUCAAGGCUGACCGUAUUCCAGACCCUAGUGGCUCUGGCAAGAAGAUUGAAGAUUACUGGGGGCCAUCUAAAAAGAUACUGGGUGACAUGAAGUUUCUUGAGGGUCUUCGUGAAUAUGACAAGGACAACAUACCUGUGGCUUACAUGAAAACUAUACGGACCAAAUUCAUGACAAAUCCAGAUUUUGACCCUGAAAAGAUCAAAUUAGCCUCCACAGCCUGUGAGGGCUUGUGCAAGUGGGUGCGUGCAAUGGACAUGUAUGACAAAGUAGCCAAGGUGGUAGCUCCCAAAAAGGAAGCCCUGAAAAAGGCAGAGGGAGAGCUAGCAGAGGCCAUGGGUUCCCUGGAAAAGAAGCGUGCCUCACUGAAGGAGGUGCAAGACAAGCUGAACAAGCUGCAGGAUACACUGGAGGCAAACAAAGCCAAGAAGGCAGAGCUAGAGAACCAGGUUGACCUCUGCACCAAGAAGCUAGAACGCGCUGAGCAACUCAUUGGGGGACUGGGAGGCGAGAAAGACAGGUGGAACCAGGCUGCGAGAGACCUUAGCAAGAAAUACAUUAACCUGACUGGAGAUAUACUGUGCUCUUCAGGCAUCAUAGCUUAUCUGGGAGCAUUCACAUCUGCUUUUAGGCAUGAUCAGAGCAAGGAAUGGCUCCAGGCCAUAGUUGAAAAAGGUCUGCCUUGCUCUAGUGACUUUUCUUUAGUCAGCACACUUGGUGAGCCUGUUAAGAUCCGUGCCUGGACCAUUGCUGGCCUCCCAACAGACAACUUCUCCAUUGAAAAUGGCAUUAUCAUCAGCAACUCUCGACGAUGGCCUCUGUUGAUUGAUCCACAGGGUCAGGCUAACAAGUGGAUCAAAAACAUGGAGAAAGCUAACAAUCUGCAUGUCGUCAAGCUUUCUGAUUCAGACUUUGUGCGCACACUGGAAAAUUGCAUUCAAUUUGGCACCCCUGUGCUUCUGGAGAAUGUUCAAGAAGAGCUUGAUCCCAUCUUGGAGUCAUUGCUGUUGAAGCAAACAUUCAAACAGGGUGGCAGUUUGUGUAUCAAGCUAGGUGACUCAACAAUUGAGUACUCCCAGGACUUCAAGUUCUACAUCACUACAAAACUUCGCAACCCUCACUACCUCCCAGAGACUUCUGUCAAAGUGACGCUGCUCAACUUCAUGAUCACACCUGAGGGUCUGCAGGAUCAGCUGCUGGGGAUUGUUGUUGCUAAAGAACGGCCAGAGCUGGAGGAAGAAAAAAAUGCACUUAUUUUGCAGGGCGCUGAAAACAAAAGGCAACUGAAGGACAUUGAGGAUAAGAUCCUAGAGGUGCUUUCGUCAUCUGAAGGUAAUAUUUUGGAGGAUGAGACUGCCAUCAAGGUGUUGUCCUCGUCCAAGAAACUGGCCAAUGAAAUCUCUGAGAAACAGGCUAUAGCUGAAGAAACAGAGAAGAAGAUUGACUCAGCUCGUAUGGGCUACACUUCCAUUGCUGUGCACAGCACUAUUCUCUUUUUCUCCAUUGCUGACUUGGCCAACAUUGAACCUAUGUACCAGUACUCUCUCACGUGGUUCAUCAACCUCUUUGGCAUGUCCAUUGAGAAUGCUGAGAAGUCUGAAGACCUCAAGACCCGGCUGCAGUUUUUAUAUGACCACUUUACAUACUCCUUGUACUGCAAUGUCUGCAUGUCACUUUUUGAAAAGGACAAGCUGCUGUUUUCCUUCCUCCUGUGCGUUAACAUUCUCAAGCACAAAAAUGAGGUGGAAGAUGAGGAGUGGCGAUUCCUCCUGACUGGAGGCAUUGGCCUUGACAACCCACAUUCUAACCCAACAACAUGGCUUCCUAGUAAGUCCUGGGAUGAGCUUUGUCGUCUUAAUGAGCUGGCCAACUUCACUGACAUCCGCAAGAAGUUGAUCGCGCAAAAGGAGCAGUGGAAAACCAUUUAUGAUAGCUUGGAACCUCAUCAUGAGAAACUACCUGGUGAGUGGCAAAAUAGCUUGCAGAGCUUCCAGCGUCUUCUCGUCCUCCGAUGCAUCAGGCCUGAUAAAGUUGUGCCAGCUGUGCAGGAGUUUGUCACAGAGAAGAUUGGCAAGAAGUUCAUCGAGCCUCCACCAUUUGAUCUGCCGAAGGCAUUUGCAGACAGCUACUGCUGUGCCCCUCUAUUGUUUGUGCUCUCUCCUGGUGCAGAUCCUAUGGCUGCCCUUCUCAAGUUUGCUGAUGACCAGGGCUUUGGUGGUGCCAAAUUCGACUCCCUGUCUCUAGGACAAGGUCAAGGCCCCAUUGCAUUGAAGAUGAUUGAAAAGGGCAUCAAGGAAGGUACCUGGGUCAUGCUGCAGAACUGUCACUUGGCUGCCUCAUGGAUGCCUACCCUGGAGAAAAUAUGUGAGGAAUUUAACCCAGAGACGACCCAUCCUGACUUCCGAUUGUGGCUGACCAGCUACCCAUCAACUACUUUCCCAGUUUCCAUCCUGCAGAAUGGUGUCAAGAUGACUAAUGAACCACCAAAGGGUUUGAGGUUCAACAUCAUCCGUUCCUACCUCAGUGACCCCAUCAAUGAUCCUGAGUUUUUUAGUACCUGCAAUCAAUCUGUCAAUUUCCACAAGAUGCUGUAUGGGCUGUGUUUCUUCCAUGCCCUGGUGCAGGAGCGACGCAAAUUUGGUCCUCUAGGCUGGAACAUUCCUUAUGAAUUCAAUGAAACUGACCUGCGCAUCAGUGUCCGACAGCUGUUCAUGUUCCUGAAUGAAUAUGAGGAGGUCCAGUAUGAUGCGUUGCGCUACCUGACAGGUGAAUGCAAUUACGGUGGGCGUGUGACAGAUGACUGGGAUCGCCGUACACUGCUGACCAUCCUACAGAAGUUUUACUGUCCAGAGCUUGUGGAACAAAGAUUGUACUUCUUUGAUGAGAGCCAGCUCUACUAUGUGCCCCCUGAGGGAGAUCAUGAGUCUUAUUUGGAGUACACUCGUAAUCUUCCCCUGAACCCAUCACCUGAAAUUUUUGGCAUGCAUCCUAAUGCCGACAUCACCAAGGACAAUGCUGAGACCCAGUUACUGUUUGACAACAUCUUGCUGACACAGGCAAGAGCAUCUGCCAAGGGAGGAAAAUCAACAGAUGAUGUGGUAGAUGAAGUAGCUGCAGAUAUUCUGAGCAAGCUGCCACCCAACUUUGAAACAGACUUAGCAUUGCGCAAGUAUCCAACAUCGUACAAACAGAGCAUGAACACUGUGCUGGUGCAAGAAAUGGUGCGAUUUAACCGACUGCUAAUUACAGUUCGUGAAUCACUCUCCAAUAUCCGCAAAGCAAUCAAGGGUCUGGUGGUGAUGUCAUCUGACCUGGAGGAGGUGGUCAUGAGCAUCCUGAAAGGCAAGAUUCCUGGCAAAUGGAUGAAAGUCUCUUAUCCCUCAUUAAAGCCUUUGGGUUCUUAUGUCAACGACUUCCUCACCCGCUUAAAAUUCCUUCAGGACUGGUAUGACGGCGGUCCCCCAGUAAUCUUUUGGAUUUCAGGGUUCUUCUUCACACAGGCUUUCUUGACAGGUGCACAGCAAAACUUUGCCAGAAAAUACACCAUCCCCAUUGACUUGCUGGCCUUUGACUAUGACGUAUUGGAAGACAAAGACUAUAAAACUCCACCAGAGGAUGGAGUGUAUGUGAAAGGCCUGUUUCUGGAAGGUGCACGAUGGGAUCGGAAACUAAAAGUACUGAAUGAGUCAUAUCCAAAAGUGCUGUUUGAUACUAUGCCAGUUAUGUGGCUGAAACCCAUCAAGCGUUCAGACCUCAAAGAUACCCAUUCCUACCUGUGUCCAGUGUAUAAGACCAGUGAACGCAGAGGAACACUGUCCACCACAGGUCACUCCACCAACUUUGUCAUUGGAAUGAUGAUUCCUUCAAACAAGCCUCAAGAACACUGGGUCUGCCGUGGCGUAGCCCUUCUGUGUCAGCUGGACAAUUAAUGUGCCAUUGCCAGAACAAUGGAUCUUGUGGGCCAUUACAUAUACAUGAGGGUGCAGGGAGCAUCUCAAGCAAAAGUAAAAGACAGUCUACACUUCACACAAUGUACUCUGUAUAAAAACAUGAUAUUUAGGAGAAUUCGAAGACAAUUCUGUAUAUAAAAAUCCCAGUCAUUGUUUGCACAUGAGAAAGUCAGGCUUUGUUUGGACAAGUACUUUUGUUCCACAUCAUGACUUUUAUUGGCAUGUUGUGUAUAAUCCCAUCCCGGAAAAAUAGCUAUUUACAUUUUUUAAUCUUUUAAUCUGUUCUGAGCUCUUCUCUGCAAUCUUUAUUUAUUCAUGUCCUCCUUUUUAUGGGAUAUGCUCUUUUUUAUUAGUGAGUGUGGGUGUAUAUAUAUAUAUCUUUUACAAUCAUUUCCCUCACUUGCCACUUAACAUGCUGUCCAUUUUUUAUUGCACUAAGAAUAUUUACAAAUGUUAUGCCUAUUGGCUACCAUUUUAAGAGUGAGAGAUAUAUAUAUUUAACAAAGUAUGCAACUGACCAAAAUCUGUUUUUCACAUUCAGGUAUUUUUUUUUAAAUUGUCCUUCAUGUAGAAGGAAUUGUGAUACAAAAGACUUUGUAAAACAUCUCCAUAUCAUUAAUAUCAAUAUUGAUCUUAAUUUAGAGGCUCCUUCACAUGAUGGACUACUUUUGAGUUGGUGGUGUUUGAGAUGAUGUCUGUGUAAAGGCAAAGGACUUACAUAAGACGCUGCUUUUAUUUAAAUAUGGUAAAUUUUAGGAAAACCUAGGAGAUGAGAUCACCGAAUCAUCAAGCCUUGAGUAAAGGUACAGAACUGAGAUAAUCCAAUCACUGCAGGUGACUUCGAGUGAAUACAUAGAUCCAUCACGAAUUAAUAUCCCACAUCCAUGGAUCUAUCUUUCACAGCAGCAUGAAUAUUAUUACAUCAUCAAACAAUUGUAAUGCAGAACAGAAGUGAGAUCACAUCAUUGUCAUGUUUUGCGAGUAGGAGAGUGAGGUUACUACACUAAGGUUUUCUGUGUUCACUGAUUUGCCAGAAGUCCAAGUAUUUUUUGGUUGCAGUGAAUUUGGUGCUGGUCAGAAAUGGUUAAUACUGUGCUGUGUUUAUAACUAGUAGUAGCAGUGGACAUUUAAAGGUUUUUGUUUUUCAGGCCACGUUUGUAAUGGUUUUCCUGUCCACAAAUUUUGUUUGGAGAUAGUACUUUAGCUGCUUAACGGAUAUAUCAACCAAAUCCUUGCAUAGUUACACUCACUGAUUUUAACCAUAACAGUAUUUAGAGAAGGACAUCUUGGGGUUCAGAGGCAUUCCGUAUAGCUGGAACUCAGUUAUGUAACUGCUGACAUUUGUUCACAAGCUGUUGACUGAAUGUAAUGUACAUUUUUUUCAGGUCUGUGAUACUUUUGUGUACAUAAGGUAGAGCAGCGGAAAUUCUGUUUGGGAUAAAAAGUUGUUUUUCCCCUCAUAAUUUAGCUUUACCCUGUAAUGGCAAAUCAUUUUUGUUGAAUGAUUAGAAUGUGCUGUCUAAUGACAAAAUAAUGAAAUUUAAAUCAGAAAGAGUGGCUAGGACUUGGGGUGAUCCUUUCAGUUGGAAUGAUGAUCAGAAUCUUUGUUCCCUAAACAUUAAGCUGAAGGAAGACUAAAAGUGUAGACUGUUUUUCACUGUUAAUUAUGAGACGGUGUUAACUUUCCUGAUGGAAAAUAUUGUUAAAAAUACUUUAUGUAUAUUUAUUUUACAAAUAUUGUGGAGAAUUUAUUCUUCAGACUCAUAAACCAUCCUUGUAUAUUUUGUUGUACAGAUUGUAAGUAAAAUUUUUAUCAGAAAUAAAAUUUGAAUACUUUAGCAUAAUUA